Messenger RNA from Cotesia congregata, 543 nucleotides. Lineage: Eukaryota; Metazoa; Arthropoda; Insecta; Hymenoptera; Braconidae. The record is from the annotation of a GenBank genome assembly.
AUGUUCCCGGUAAAAUUCCUCCUGUUUUUUAUGGUGCUAGACGGCACAGUCUUCUUGAACUCGCGAAUCCUCGGGGAAACUAAGGAAUUCAGGCCGGAGGAACUCUGGGAUCACGUUUGGAUGGUCGAUCUCUCCUUGGAACACACUAAGAACAAUACGAAGACAUCGUUCCACUGCGUAGGUGCGCUCAUACAUGAACGGGUUGUUCUUACCAGUGCCAUGUGUCUCAACAGAGGUAUAGUUAAGCAGCAAUCUCACUUACGGAGGUCCAUGAGAGAAAAACGACUCUCUCUUACAGAGUACGAUUCCGGAAGCCCAGUAAUUUGCAGGCGAUUCACCAAUCGCAAGUGGGUUUUAAUUGGAUUUAUUUCCAAGUACGCUCGCUUCGUUUUAGAUACCGAGAGAAAUAUUGAUGAUGACUAUGACGACGAAGGACCGGAAGAAAAAUUCGUUCCUAUUUACACAACCAUUAUUCCAAUCGGCCAUGGGCUAACCUAUGAAGUAAUCGACAGAGUAAUGAGAACUCAGUAUCGAGUCACAUGA